Molecule: messenger RNA, 1725 nt
Organism: Stomoxys calcitrans (stable fly)
Lineage: Eukaryota; Metazoa; Arthropoda; Insecta; Diptera; Muscidae
Product: G-protein coupled receptor Mth2-like
Exons: 8
Coding region: 1-1725 (574 amino acids)
Biological process (GO): G protein-coupled receptor signaling pathway; cell surface receptor signaling pathway
Cellular component (GO): membrane
Molecular function (GO): G protein-coupled receptor activity
Source: RefSeq, a predicted model, not a curated record
AUGUUUGCUGAAACAGCAGUAACCCAGCAAAAUCUCUCAUUACUAAAUAACCAGAAAGCGUAUUGGAAUGUUGCAAACGUUCAGCCAAUCCCCGAGAAGGGCGAGGCGAACAAUCCAGUGAAUUACCAACCAAUUGCGAUAUGCUUCGCGCUUUUCAAGGUUUUGGAGAACAUGGUUAAUCACCAUCUUGUGAGUUACUUGGAGUCUAAUGAUAUUCUUAGCGACCGUCCAACGAUAUUCCGCAGAAAUCGCUCCACGGGAGACUUGAUAGCAUUUCUGUCGGAACGUUGGGGUCGUUCCAUCUACCCGUUUGUUCUGGCAUGGGACGAUACAAAACUAAAACGUGAUGAGAAAUGCCCCUUUAAAGACACCGUAAAUCUGACAGGCUACGAGCCUUUGGAAAAUGGUUCAUAUGUCUAUUACGAUCAGCUUAUACCGAGAACAAAACUAUCAACCUAUAAUUACAAUCAAGGAUUUCGAAAUCAAGAGUGGGAAGUCGAUUCACAUGUGCGCGGCUGUGUUUGUGGAGAUACUCGAUAUUGUGUUAAAUUCUGCUGUGAACGCGGCGAGUUUCUAAACACUUUGUCUCAUCAAUGUGAGAGAAUAGCAGAGGAUUUGACAAUGUCUUUCAAUAUAAAUAUAACAACGGAGAAUUUGACAGAGAAAGAAGUGGAUAUCUACGAAUCAUUCAUACCCCAAGUGGGCAAGCCGUGUGAAGAGCCUAAAACUUUAGAAUCGAAUGAUCAUGAAUGGAUUUUAACGGAGGUUGGGGUAUUGUAUAUUCUACCAGAAGGUGUCCUAUUACCAACUGUCAGUUAUUGCAUAUCGCCAUUUUUGUAUGAAGACGUCAAUAAGUUUAAACUGACAACUUUAAGUUGCCCUAUACAACAUGGACUAGACUUGCCACUUCUUUUUAAUACAUAUGGCAUGGCAAUGUCUGUUUUGUUCCUGGUACCCACUGUUCUUACAUAUUGUUUAGUUGCGGAACUGAGACGAACUUUGCCUGCUAAAUUUUUAAUUUGCUACUUAAUAUCUUUGGCCGGAAGCUAUUCAAUAUUGAGCUUCGUCAAUCUUUCCGAUAUGGUAUUUGACGAUACCCAUUGUACAAUUAUUGGUUUUACUUGUUAUUUUUCCUUUAUGGCGGCCUUUUUGUGGUUAAAUGUUCUAUGCAUUGAUAUGUGGCUUAAUUUCAAAGAUUUCAAGGCUCCCGAGGGACCAUCUCAAAAUCUAUCCCGUUUCCUUUGGAAUUCGCUAUAUGCUUGGGGCACCGCUUUGCUUAUGACUAUGACAGCAUUUUGGUCUCAAUGGUCGGAUGUGAUUCCAGAAGAAUUCAAACCUGGCAUUGGUCGUGAAUAUUGUUGGCUUAAUACUGAACGAUGGUCAGCGGGCAUAUAUUUCUUUUGGCCAAAUUUGAUAAUAAUUAUAUUCAAUAUAGCAACAUUUGCAAAAGUGUCUUUAGGUAUCUACCAAACAUAUAGAAAUCUUGCAGAUGGAAUGAGGCAAAAGGUGACAUUUUUCAACGAGUAUGGCUUAGUUAUUUUAAGACUUUUCACUGUGUUGGGCAUAUCCUGGGUUAUAGACAUUAUAUCUUUUUCUCUUCGAAAUAGUAAAAUGGCUAAUAAUAUAUUAAUGUUGGCUGACUUUUGCAAUGCUAUGCAGGGUGUCAUAAUUUUCGCACUAUUCGUUCUCAAGCGAGAAGUGUAUGUGGCUAUCAAAAAUCUGUAA